Micromonas commoda is the source of this 1119-nucleotide messenger RNA. RefSeq lists its product as hypothetical. Lineage: Eukaryota; Viridiplantae; Chlorophyta; Mamiellophyceae; Mamiellales; Mamiellaceae. Bases 1 to 1119 code for a protein of 372 amino acids. Gene Ontology annotation, biological process: positive regulation of ubiquitin-protein transferase activity; protein neddylation. Gene Ontology annotation, cellular component: ubiquitin ligase complex. Gene Ontology annotation, molecular function: cullin family protein binding; ubiquitin conjugating enzyme binding; ubiquitin-like protein binding. The transcript has a single exon. The record is from RefSeq and is a predicted model, not a curated record.
AUGGCCUGGACGGACGCGCCGACGCCGUCGUGGGCGAGACCCGCGAGCGCGGGCGGACCCGCGUCCACCAGCGGCGCACCCCCAGCCGACCCGGCGCCUCCCAUGGGCUACACGGGUCACGUAAAUCUUCAGGACAUGCUCCGCGAUCUCCUCGCGGCGUUCUACCAGGCGUACCUGGAGGACGCCACGGAACCGAGGCGACGGCGCAUGGCCGCGCUGCUGCAGCAGGCGGACCGGCACGGGCUGCUCGGCCCGUGCGCCGUGGAGGGCUUGGCGACGCUCUUCUCGUCCCUGACGCGCGAGUUCGCGGUGGACCCGCAGAGGUUCGCCGCCUUUUACCACUUUUUCUUCUUCGUCGCGCGGGACCGCGGCCAUCGCAACCUCGCGGACGCCACCGCGGUGGAGGGGUGGAGGUUUCUCCUGGGCGGCGGCCGGUUCGCCCUCCUCGAGCCGUGGUGCGCUUUCGUGCGCGAACGGCGCGAGGGCGGCAAGGGGGUGUCCGAGGACACGUGGUGCCAGGUGCUCGAUUUCGCGCACAGCUGUAACGACGCCUCGAGGGGCGGCGGCGGAUGUCUCGACGCGUACGACCCGCACGGCGCGUGGCCGGUCCUGGUGGACGAGUUCGUGGACCACGUGCGGGGGCGGGGGAAAGGAGGUGCCGAGGGUGCCGAUGACGGUGCCGAGGGUGCCGAUGACGGUGCCGAGGGUGCCGAUGAGGACGUCGACAUGGACGCGGGCGCGAUUCGCGGGGACGCGACGUACGAAUCGUCGAGCCGUCUCGCGUGUACAACGGCGGUGUACAACGGCGGCACCGCGGGGGGCAGCGGGCGCGGGUUCGGCGGCGCGGAUAGGUGGUCGUCCCGCGGCGGCGGCGGCGGCGGCGGGUUCAGCGGCGGGUCGGGCGACGGCGACGGGCGCGCGCCCGCGGUGGGGUGCAAGAGGCGGCUCAGCGCCGUGCUGGAGCUCGACGGGCUGGCGGAUCAGCUGGAGAGGCAGGCGAGGUGCUCGACGCCUCCGGUGCCCGCGGGGGGCGCGGGGCGCGCGGCGGCGGCGACCCCGAAUCCCACGACGGGAUCGCCCACGAGAAAGUUCUUCAGGAUGGACGGACACCCCGCGUAG